Molecule: messenger RNA, 4479 nt
Organism: Saprolegnia parasitica CBS 223.65
Lineage: Eukaryota; Oomycota; Saprolegniomycetes; Saprolegniales; Saprolegniaceae
Exons: 8
Coding region: 64-4479 (1471 amino acids)
Source: RefSeq, a predicted model, not a curated record
AUCGAUGCGAAGGAAGGCAAAUGGUGGUUUCUCGCCCCCGAGAGACGGCUCUUGUGCACGGAAAUGGCCUUUCACAUCCUUGUCACCGCACUCAAGUACUUUGUCGCGCUUCUCAACUUGUCGUUCAACGUCAAUUUCGUGGCCAACAUCGUCGCGUCGUCGAGUUUAUUUGGUUACUCCAAGGACGUUUUGAAUGGGAUGAAGGCCGACUGCACGGCCGCACUCGCAUCCGUCCUCUCGUUCGUCUCGGUCGUCAUUGGCUGGUUUGACUACGUCUUUUCCUACGUUCUCAACUAUAUCAUGGUUGAGCUCGAUUUCUUUGACCAGUUUACCGGCUGCGGGCAAGGCUACGGCCUCUUGCUCAUUUGGGCAGUCAUGUGGCUCACGACGCUCUUCCUCUACAUUGUGAUCCAAGAAGAUGUGCUCGUCAAGGUCCAAAAGAUCAGCUACUAUCUCCCGUUCAGCUUUGGCCGGGCGGCCGAAGAUCGACUUGAACAAUUUGGUGCGCUCCUCGUGAGCCCCGUCUUGAUUGGCAUCAAGGUUCUCGUGCUGUUCAUUGCAAAGCAGUGGGACGCGUACUCGGAGCACGUGUCGUCGGGGACGCUCUUCAGCCUCACGCGCUACAGCGCGAGUGGCGUCGAGUGCCCGGUCAUGCAAGUCAAUUAUGGCUUCCAGGUCGUCUCGGCGGUACUUCUGGGGGGCUAUUUCUACUUUCUUUUGCCCCUCCUUGUGCUCGACAUUUACAGCUGGAAGCCGCCCACCGACUUGGCCAAGGACGCGGACCGGCUCGCGUUGUCGCACCGCGGCGGUCCCAACGAGAUUCGAGCAGCUGUCGCCAACAACGUCAACUUGGUCGAACCGCCAACAUCGCGGCCAUGUCGGCUCUUUUGCCUCCCGUACCAAUCGCGGUGGCAAUGUCGGCUCUCUUGCCUCCCGUACCAAUUGUUUUGGUUUGCGGGGCGGGGGAAGCGGUUUUUUCGGGAUUAUCGGCGCCAUGACUUUUACAAGCUCACGCUGAAGUACGGCUUUGUCGGCAUUUGGUUUGUCAUUUUGUACAUUUACUCGGUGCUCAUGCUCCAAGCCGUGACGCGCGCGCUCGGUGUCAUCUUUGGGUGGCGCGGCCGGGCCGACUACAUGUACGACAAGCCGCAUUUACGGCCGUACCGGUCGUCGCGCCUCGACCGGAUCUGCUGCCGCUUCAAUUGGUACUGGCGCUACUCGUGGUGUAGCCAAAAGGUCAUCCAGCCCAUGUGGAACUGCAUCUUGGUGACGUUUGGCGCGUGGACGAAGCACGAGUGGACCACGUACGACAUUGAGGAGCGGGCCAAGAACUGUUUCCCGAUGGAGCCCAACAACGAAAUCAAGCAGCUUCAAAUGAUGUCGCUUCACGGCAAGGUCAACAGUUUGAUUUGGCUGCCUUUUCCCAUCGUGGGCUUUCUGGCCUAUGUCUCGGACAUUCUCAACCGAGGACCGAUUCUGAGCUACUUUUUCAACCGCAUGUUUCUCCAAGUCGACAAACCUGCCAACGAACGGGACCCGCAUGUGCGCUGGAAGUUCCAUCAAUGGAUGCCGGAAUGCGUCUCGCGAAAGGGUCACGGCGAGAAGACGGCGACGGUGUGCCUGCCUGACACGUGCUUUUACACGACGUUGGCCAAGUGGGGAAGCUCAGUCUUGGAGCUGGCGAUGGUCAUUGCGCUCAUCGUCGAGCCGCUCCGGAACCCCAACGCCGCAGGCGACAGCGCCUCGAUGCAGUGGAAGGCAAUCGUGGCUCUCAUCGCUGCGACGAUCGCGCCGGCUAUCGAAUUCUACCAGCAAGGUCUCAAGUCCUACAAAAAGUACCUCGAGCUGCGUGACACGGUGCAGAGCACUCUUGACGUGAAAUCGCUGGCGCUGCUAGCCGACGCCGAAGCCCAAACCCUCUUGGGCACCAAAGACGACGACGGCAACAGCAGUGACGAGGCGGAGAGCGACGACGACGACGACGACGACGACGGCAGCAAGGAUCUCAUCGUGCUUGCCGCGUCGCCCGAAACAAGCUUUGUCAUCCAGAGCGACCAACUGGACGAAGGCGAAGGUGUCAUCACCGUCAACUGGCGCGUGAAUGCGUCCCGGCGCUUCCACGCGUUCGAUGCGAUCGGCAUGUUUCCAAAACGAGCGCUUACCGACGCGCUCGCAAAGCGCACGAUGGACGAGUGUCUCUGCUACCGGCGCGUCUCGGAUCUCCGCGUCGAGCCGUUUGGGUGGCGCCCCACCACGAACGCCCAUGGCAACGAACUCUCGAGUGGCAUGCACUCGACCAAGAUGCUCCAGCACGCGCUCUAUCUCGAUAGAGUCACGCAGGACGAGAUCGGCAAGCUCUCGAGCAAAUCGAUGCGCCUGCGCAAGGCGUCACGCGUACCCGCGCCCAACUCGGCGGAUGCAAUUGACGCCGAGUUGGACGCAGCGCCGGAAGUCGUCAACCUCCACGGCGCCACGUCCGUGCUGGAAGCCACACUAGACUCGGACAGAAUUGCACCGUAUGGCAAGCAAAUGUCGGAAAUCUUUCACGACGAGAUGCGCGAGAAUCGAGCCGCGUUCCGUGCACAGCUCGUCAGCGACGCCGACGGUAGCAAGGCGGGUAGCUCCAAGAACGCGCGCGACACGCGGCGCGUGGGCGGCAAGGUCAAGUUCCGGCCGGCCAACAGCAACGAGCACGAGGACCACCCGCAGCACGAAGAUUAUGUCUUUGGCAACAGUGCCGGCAUCUUCCCGUGCAAGUACGGCCUUGAACGCUACGAGUUCUUCUACCUCAAGUACACGGGGCACCACAGUUCGCACACCACGACGACGCCCUUGUACGAAGUGGUUGUCGACACGAGCUGUGAGAACGACGACGUUAAGAGCAGCAGCAACGAUCCGAUCGCUGAGACGCAGCGCGGCGACUACGAGCCGCUGGCCAAGUUCAAGUCCAACACCGUCUCGAUCGGAACCUUCGACCUUUUCAUUCGGCUCACGAGCGACACGCCCCUCGUGUGGGCCAACCAAGCGGUCAACUUGACGUGGGAGAUCUUUGGCGUCAAGUACGACGUUCUCUCGCAUUCGCGGAAUCGCAACUGCAUUGCGUUCUUCAAAGUGAGCGAUAUCCACAACACGCGCAAGUGCGCCAAGGUGGAAAUUGUGCCCCCGUCGGCGUUUCUUAAGCCGCACGGGACGGGGCCAGUCUCGGGGCGGAUGCUCGUCUUUACACCGAGUGAGCCCGGCAUGUAUGAGAUCCGUUUCCUCUUCAACUACUUUCACGAAGCCAAGUUACACCGGCGCUGCCAAGUCUUUGGCCAGCUCGAGGAGCAAAUGCAGCACCAGCGCAUCAAGUACCUCUUCCAGCGCCGCGACCUCGCGCGCACACUGAGCCUCCUCCAGCAGCAAACGCUCGGUGAUUGGACGAAAGCGCUCUUGCACACGUACGCGUGGCUGCAUCCUGUCUUGAGCUACCUCCUAUACAAGCCCGUGAACGACUCGGUCGUCAACAACCCGAGCCUCUUUACGGGCUACAUGGUUCGCGAGGUCACGAAGCAAUUAGCGCUGUUUGCCGAGACGGACGAUUUGCAGCUGCAAGGGUGUAUUGAGAAACUGCUCUCGCCGCUUCGGUCGCCGUCGUUCAUUGCGUUCUUUGGUGACGCGUUCAACGGCAGCGAGGAGAUGCGGACGCACGCCCACACGAUCGAGUUUGUGUCGCCCAACGACGCGACCCGCGACGUGUUCCUUGACGCCAAGACGAAGAGCAUCAAGCGGUGGCCCGCCCUCGGCGCGGUCUCGGCCAAGGAAUGGGCCUCGCCCACGAGAUGGCUCCUCCACGACGACAAGGUGCUCCUGGAUGCGGGCCCGGAACGCUUCGAGGCGCUCGCGCUCGAAUACCUCAGUCGUCCGCUUCUACCAGGUCGCGUCGACAUUCUCGACGAGAUUAUUCUCGACAACCGCGCGCUGCUCACGACCGCUAACCUGGUGGUCGAAAGUGUCGCGACUGCCGCUUGUGGAUUGUACGAACCCGCGAUUGCGAGCGUGGUCCAAAGCUUCCUCAAGCAAGCCAAGCAAGACCAAAAGCUCGGGCUCUUCCAAGACCUCGCGGUGCCGCUGCAAGAUGAAAUCCGCAACCAUAUCCAGCGGCUCAUCCGCGCGCUCUUUGAGACGCACAGCCUGUCCGGUGACCGCUUCGUGGGCUGGGACACGGACGCGGCGCGCCCUCAAUUGGGUUUGGAUGUGCUCCAGCACCAGGCGCUCCGGGCGUGGCUCAAACCGAAGUGCGUGCACGGCAUCGUCAAAGUGCUCAAGCGUCGCUUCGCACACGCGGCGGCGACAAAGCUGAACUGCUGCCGCCGCCACGCCGCAGUUCCUCCGAUGUCCACGACUGCCGUCGAGCAGCGCCAGCCCACUGGUGGCACAUCGGUCGUCUACUUUCUCAGCGAAGCCAAGACGGCUUCGGACGAAGCGACGCAUGCGUCGUAG